Molecule: messenger RNA, 2129 nt
Organism: Cajanus cajan (pigeon pea)
Lineage: Eukaryota; Viridiplantae; Streptophyta; Magnoliopsida; Fabales; Fabaceae
Gene: BRX
Product: DZC (Disease resistance/zinc finger/chromosome condensation-like region) domain containing protein
Source: RefSeq, a predicted model, not a curated record
GCACAAUUCCCUUUCUUUUCUUUUCUUUCUUCUUCUUCUUCUACCAUUCUUCAUUCUCUUUCAUUCUCCAUUUAACCUCUCUUCCGUUCCGACAAACAUUGAUUCCUCAUUUAAACCCAUUUUUAUUUUGGUUGAUUCUCAAUCCCAAAAACUCGUACACCUAAUAACUUAAAACACACUCUCUCUUUUUUUCUCUAUCUCUCUUAAGGCCAGUGAGCCGCUUUUGGUUUUCGGGUGCACCUCGUGGAACGGGGAUUGAUGUGAUUUGCACAAAGGAUAAAGAGAGAAUCGAAAGAAUAUUUCACUGUUUUUUAUUAUUAUUUUAUUUAUAUUUCUCGGUUACGCUUUAUUCUUUCACCUCAGGUCAUGUCUGUCAUUUUUACAAUUUUUUUUUAUAAUCUUCGCGGGAUCAAUUAAUUAUACGGAUAACUAAUUUUAAUAAUCACUUUUUUUUUCUUAUAUAAAACUCAAAUAUAAGAACUUGUUUAGAAGGAUCGAGUACGGCGUGUUAAUUGUCAAUUUUUUUAUUAUUUUUUUUUACAUUUACGAUAUGAAAAAAUGUUUUCAUGUUUUUUUCAUUAAUUAAGCAAAUAAGGGGUGUCAGAAACUUCGGCUAGGACACGCUGUGGUUUCUUAUUAUUUUUCGAAUUUGUGUGCGGUAAAGCAAAGCACAUAGUAGUAGUAGUGUAGUACCCUUGCCCCAUUUUGUUUUUCUUUCUCUCCUUUUCAUUAUUGACCCGAUUUCUUUGAGAUUUUGAUAUCGCUUUCGAUCUUGCUCUGAUCCCGAGCCUCGUUCUCAAGACCACUUUUCCUUUUUCUCCUUUGCUCCAUUCUGUUUCCCCACGAAACAUAUCAUUUGUUGGACAACCAAAGCUCGAAAAUUCCCUUUUCCUUUUUCUAUUUUCCAACUUUUUUUUCUUUCUCUCUUCUUCUUUCGCUUGUUGGUGCAUUUGGGCCAUCAUUUUUAGUUUUGGUGCUUUCAUUGGCGUUGCUCGAGACAGAUAGGCAUUCCUCUGCCACUGUUUCAUUCAAUGAAAGAAGAGAAGAGGGCAUAGUGAAGAAAAAUGUUUACGUGCAUAGCGUGUACGAAGCAAACGACAGAUGAGAGGGAUGAAGAAGGAGGAGGUCGUGAGAGUGGCACGCCGAGUACAAAAGAAGCCGUCAAAAGCCUGACCACGCAGAUAAAGGAUAUGGCAUUGAAGUUUUCAGGCGCUUACAAGCAAUGCAAACCCUGCACAGGGUCCAGUAGCUACAAGAAAGGACAUAGACCAUAUCCAGACUUUGAUACCAUCUCAGAAGGGGUUCCAUACCCUUAUAUAGGAGGUGGUGCAAGCUCAAGUUCAACCCCUGCAUGGGACUUCACAACCUCUCACUACCCUGGUGGUAGAUCUGACCCAAGAUUUGCUGGGGCAUUUGGUGGUGACCGCACUCCUAGAGGACGUGACUCAGCAUCAGUUUGUGAUGUAGUCUUGGAGGAUGAGGAUGAGCCUAAGGAGUGGAUGGCACAGGUGGAGCCAGGGGUUCACAUUACGUUUGUUUCUCUUCCUAAUGGAGGAAAUGAUCUUAAAAGAAUUCGUUUCAGCCGAGAGAUGUUUAAUAAAUGGCAAGCUCAAAGAUGGUGGGGUGAGAAUUACGACAGAAUCAUGGAACUUUAUAACGUCCAGAGAUUUAAUCGACAAGCUCUUAACACUCCUCCAAGGUCUGAGGAUGAGCAAAGAGAUUCUUCUUUCUCAAGAUUGACAUCUGCACAAGAAAGCCCGAUGCCCUCAAACAAGGAUUGGACACCAAGGAGUCACUAUAAACCCUCUGGGGCUGGGAGCAGAGGAUAUUACCCCUCUGAACCGUUGGAUCACGGUGGAGGUGGUGGCCACUUCCAUGCAGGGCCGUCUAUGGAACCAGCAAGGGACACUACUGCUUCUAGGGAUGAGCCUUCUAUCAGCAAUGCCAGUGAAAUGGAGACAGAAUGGGUAGAACAAGACGAGCCUGGAGUUUACAUUACAAUCAGACAGUUAGCUGAUGGGACAAGGGAGCUACGACGUGUCAGAUUCAGCCGGGAAAGAUUUGGGGAGGUGAAUGCAAAAACUUGGUGGGAAGAGAAUAGAGAGAGAAUACAAGCUCAAUACCUUUGA